GGAAAAUCGCAGGGAAAAAAAAAAAAAAAAAGAAGAUCUCCGAGAUGAAGAUCUACUACUAGCUUGUUCAAUCGUCAAUUAGGCUUAUCGAUCUCAAUAUAAUCUCUCUCGCGUUCUCUCUCUCUCUCUCAAUUCUUGUUGUCGAUCUUCUCUAGUAGCGCUUUUAUCUUCAUCGAAUCCCUAGAAAUUGCCUGUUUCAUCUUUGAACUCGAGCCACGGAAGCUUCAGCCAUGGCUUUCAUGGCGGUCUUGGAGUCAGAUCUUCGCGCCUUGUCUUCCGAAGCUCGCCGGAGGUACCCCGCUGUUAAGGAUGGCGCAGAGCAUGCUAUAUUAAAGCUUCGUUCAUUGUCAAGUCCUAGUGAAAUUGCACAUAAUGAGGACAUUCUACGGAUAUUUUUGAUGGCUUGUGAGGUCAGAACUGUUAAGCUGAGUGUAAUUGGACUUUCAUGUCUACAAAAGCUUAUAUCCCAUGAUGCAGUUGCUCCAUCAGCUUUGAAGGAGAUACUUUCUACAUUGAAAGAUCAUGCAGAAAUGGCAGAUGAGAGUGUUCAACUCAAGACCCUUCAGACUAUAUUAAUCAUAUUUCAGUCACGGUUACAUCCAGAGAAUGAGGAGAAUAUGGCUCAAGCCCUUUAUAUAUGUCUUCGGCUUCUUGAGAAUAAUAGAUCCUCUGACAGUGUGCGCAAUACUGCUGCAGCUACCUUCAGGCAGGCAGUAGCUUUAAUUUUUGAUCAUGUGGUUCAUGCUGAGGCUCUUCCUGUGGAAAAGUUUGGUUCUGGAGGUCAUAUUUCUCGAUCCAGCUCAGUUACUGGUGAUGUUAGUCGCAGUAUGAAUCAUUCAGAGUUGUUGGGGAAUGAACCUGUUUCUGGAGAGAAAUCUUUGACGAGGGGGAUCCUAACAAAUGCUGGAAAUUUUGGGCUUCGUUUACUUGAAGACCUGACAGCUCUUGCUGCAGGUGGAUCUGCAAUUUGGUUACAUGUAAAAUCUCUUCAACGGAUAUUUGCACUUGACAUACUUGAGUUCAUUCUGUCCAAUUAUGCUGUUAUUUUCAAGACCUUGGGCCCUUAUGAACAGGUUAUGCGUCACCAGAUUUGUUCACUUUUGAUGACUUCACUUCGUACUAAUGCUGAGAUCGAAGGAGAAGCAGGAGAACCUUCUUUUCGUCGGUUGGUAUUGCGAUCAGUUGCUCAUAUUAUCAGGCUGUACAGUUCAUCCCUUAUUACUGAAUGUGAGGUUUUUCUUAGUAUGCUUGUGAAGGUUACUUUUCUUGAUUUGCCAUUAUGGCACCGUAUACUUGUGCUUGAGAUCUUGAGGGGUUUUUGUGUAGAGGCACGGACUUUAAAAAUUCUUUUCCAGAACUUUGAUUUGCAUCCUAAGAACACAAAUGUUGUGGAGGGUAUGGUUAAAGCUCUUGCUCGGGUUGUUUCAAAUGUACAGGUUCAAGAAACUAGUGAGGAGAGCCUGGCCGCUGUUGCAGGGAUGUUUAGCAGCAAGGCUAAAGGGAUUGAAUGGAGUCUGGAUAAUGAUGCAUCCAAUGCUGCUGUCCUGGUUGCUAGUGAAGCCCACGCCAUAACUUUGGCAGUUGAAGGGCUGUUGGGUGUUGUCUUUACUGUAGCUACUUUGACUGAUGAAGCAGUGGAUGUUGGGGAGCUCGAGUCUCCCAGAAGUGAAUAUGAUCCUGUGUCAAAAUUUACUGGGAAAACUGCUGUUCUUUGUGUUGCAAUGGUUGAUUCAUUGUGGUUGACAAUUCUUGAUGCUUUGUCCCUUAUUUUGUCGAGGUCACAAGGAGAGGCUAUUGUGUUGGAAAUAUUGAAGGGAUAUCAGGCAUUCACUCAGGCAUGUGGGGUUCUUCAUGCUGUAGAACCUUUGAACUCUUUUCUAGCAUCGCUUUGUAAAUUCACUAUUAAUUUUCCAAAUGAAGCAGAGAAAAAGAGUGCAGUGCUGUCUCCUGGGCCAAAACGGCCUGAGUCACUAGUUGAACCGAGGGAGAGUGUUGUUCUUACUCCCAAGAAUGUGCAGGCCCUGAGGACUCUCUUCAACAUUGCUCAUCGGUUGCACAACGUUUUAGGGCCAUCAUGGGUUUUAGUUUUGGAAACUUUAGCAGCUCUAGAUCGGGCAAUUCACUCUCCACAUGCCACCACCCAGGAAAUCUCCACAGCUGUCCAAAAGCUUCCAAGAGAAUCUUCUGGCCAAUACAGUGACUUCAGUAUUCUGUCUUCAUUGAAUUCCCAGCUAUUUGAGAGCUCAGCAUUGAUGCACAUAUCUGCAGUUAAAUCACUUCUUUCUGCACUGUGUCAAUUGUCACAGCAAUGCAUGACUGAAGCAUCAAGUGGUUUUGGACCAGCAGUGAGUCAAAAGAUUGGAAGCAUUAGUUUUUCAGUGGAGAGGAUGAUAUCCAUCCUUGUCAAUAAUCUUCACAGAGUGGAGCCAUUGUGGGAUCAAGUUGUGAGCCACUUUCUAGAUCUAGCUGAUAAUUCCAAUCAGCAUUUGCGGAAUAUGGCCCUUGAUGCAUUAGAUCAAUCGAUCUGUGCUGUUUUAGGUUCUGAACAGUUCCAGGAUUAUGUGCCAUCCAGACUUAAUGGGACAUCUGAUGAUAUGGAAACUAGGCAUAAAGAGUUGAGAUUGCUCGAGUGUUCUGUCAUAUCUCCACUUAGGGUUCUGUAUUUUUCCACUCAAAGUGCUGAUGUACGUGCUGGAUGCUUGAAAAUUCUUCUGCAUGUUCUGGAGAGGCAUGGAGAAAAAUUAUAUUACAGUUGGCCAGAUAUUCUUGAAACAUUAAGGUCAGUUGCCGACGCACCAGAGAAAGAUCUCGUUGCUUUGGGUUUCCAGAGCCUAAGAGUAAUUAUGAACGAUGGACUUACUUCGAUACCCACUGAAUGUCUCAAUGUAUGUGUAGAUGUCACUGGAGCAUACAGUGCUCAAAAGACUGAACUGAAUAUAAGUUUAACCGCAAUAGGCCUCUUAUGGACCACCACUGAUUUUAUUGUGAAGGGGCUUCUGCAUGGGCCUCCGGAAGAAAAGGAAACCAGUAUUCUUGAUGAGCAUCCUAUUUUAAGGCAACUAGAUGGUGAAUUAAAAGAAGAGCAGACUCCAGAAGCAACAGAUAAAGUGAAUGACCAAGCUCCCACAGUAAAUAUCAUUGAUCGUGACAAGUUGCUGUUCUCUGUUUUCUCGUUACUUCAGAGGCUUGGAGCUGAUGAGAGGCCAGAGGUCAGAAAUGCUGCUGUCAGGACACUCUUUCAAACUCUUGGAAGUCAUGGGCAAAAACUUUCAAAAAGCAUGUGGGAGGAUUGUCUUUGGAAUUAUGUUUUUCCUGCUUUAGAUCGUUCUUCUCACAUGGCGGCAACAUCAUCAAAAGAUGAAUCACAAGGGAAAGAACUAGGAACUCGAGGAGGAAAAGCAGUUCAUAUGCUGAUCCAUCAUAGUCGUAAUACAGUUCAGAAACAGUGGGAUGAAACACUGGUACUGGUCCUUGGUGGAAUAGCACGUCUAUUACGUUCUUUCUUUCCCUUUCUCAGUAGCUUAAGCAAUUUCUGGUCAGGAUGGGAAUCUUUGCUUCUCUUUGUGAAGAAUAGUAUUUUAAAUGGUAGUAAAGAGGUCGCCAUUGCUGGAAUAAACUGUUUGCAGACAACUGUUCAUUCUCAUUGCCUAAAGGGUAAUUUGCCAAUGCCUUACCUUAUAUCCAUACUUGGUGCAUACAAGCAUGUUAUUCAAAAAUCAACAAACUACACUGGUAAUGCAGCUAGCAAGGUGAAGCAAGAGAUUUUACAUGGUCUUGGUGAAUUGUAUGUGCAAGCACAAAGGAUGUUUGAUGAUCAAAUGUUCUCUCAGUUGAUUGGGAUCAUAGAUUUGGCAAUUAAGCAAGCCAUAACUACCAAUGAAAACUUUGAAAGUGAAUUUGGACAUGUUUCUCCUGUGCUGCGUACCGUAUUAGAAAUCUUACCGCUGUUGCAUCCAACUGAACUCAUCUCUUCAAUGUGGCUUGUUCUUCUUAGGGAGCUUUUACAAUAUCUUCCAAGAUCAGAUUCUUCUUUGCAAAAAAAUGAUGAGGAGGUUAAGCAAGCCAGCAUUACUGAUAAUGUACCAGGCAAUAAUAUAAAGAGAAAGGAUGAAAUGCCCAAUGGUACAGCUUCCAUUUUCCCAAAAGAAGCUGAAGCCCCACCUCAGGGUUCUGGAUCAACGAUAACAGUAUUGGGUGGAAUUCCAAGUUAUGCAUUUGCAGAAAAGCUUGUUCCUGUGCUGAUAGAUCUUUUCCUACAUGCUGCAGCAGUUGAAAAAUAUAUUAUAUUUCCUGAAAUUAUUCAGAGUCUUGGAAGGUGUAUGACUACAAGAAGAGACAAUCCAGAUGGUUCACUUUGGAGAGUGGCUGUUGAAGGCUUCAACCGUGUUCUUGCUGAUGAUUUUUGCAAGUUUACUGGGAAUUUUGGACCAGAUUCCAGAAUUAAUAGACCUAUGAGAACACGUGUCUGGAAAGAAAUAGCAGAUGUUUAUGAAAUAUUCCUGGUAGGCUAUUGUGGUCGUGCCAUACCUUCCAACUCUCUCUCAGCUGAAGCACUUAAGGCUGAUGAGGCACUGGAGAUGACCAUUCUGCAUGUUCUGGGUGAUAAGAUUCUUAAAUCACCAAUUGAUGCACCUGUUGAUAUUGUGGAGAGACUAGUUUCCACCAUGGACCGUUGUGCAUCACGCACAUGCUCUUUGCCCAUUGAAACCGUGGAACUUAUGCCAUUUCAUUGUAGCAGAUUUUCCCUGGCUUGCUUGCAGAAGUUGUUUUUCUUGAGCAGUUACGAUAAUGAAGCUGGUGAUUGGAGCUCGACAAGAUCUGAAGUCAGCAAAAUCUCAAUCAGGGUUCUUUUGACUAGAUGUGAAUAUACCAUGAACAGAUUUCUGAUGGAUGAGGAACUAGCAGGUGAACGACCAUUACCUUCUGCAAGGCUUGAAGAAAUUUUCUAUGUCCUUCAAGAACUAGCUCAUCUAAGAAUACAUCCAGAAACGGCAUCUGUUCUUCCUUUGCAUCCUAAUUUGAAAAGCGUCCUAGCAGACAAGGAGGAUCACAAAAAAUGUCCACAUCUGUUUGUUCUAUUUCCCACCUUCUGCGAUCUUGUAAUAACAAGGGAAGCUAGAGUGAGAGAGUUGGUGCAAGUGUUGCUGAGGCUCAUUACUAGGGAACUAUCGCUUGAAAAGGUUGGUAUUGCCAGUUGAUACAUGGAGGAAUGCAUUUUCACGAUAUUUGAAUCUAAAAUUGAAUUGGCGAGUGGUCAUUACUAGUUGACAGAUAUGGUAUAGGUGAGGAUUUUUUUUUUUUGGUUUUCCUGCCCUUCACUGUUUGGUGUUGUAUCAUGUAGGUUUGUACAUUAUAGGAUUUUUGUUGUAUUUGAUGAGGCACCGACCAAGAGUUAACAUUUCAUGUAUCAGGAUGAUAGAGCUAGUUUUAUAUUCAUGCCUCUAUCAAUGAAUGUUGAAAUAAUGUAUACAAUUGUUUUCGUCAGUAGUACAAGAGGUUUCCCAAUAUUAGACAA
Hevea brasiliensis (rubber tree) is the source of this 5515-nucleotide messenger RNA. RefSeq lists its product as uncharacterized. Bases 231 to 5198 code for a protein of 1655 amino acids. Lineage: Eukaryota; Viridiplantae; Streptophyta; Magnoliopsida; Malpighiales; Euphorbiaceae. The transcript has 44 exons. The record is from RefSeq and is a predicted model, not a curated record.